UGCCUGCAUUUGAUGCAGAGAGUGUGUGGCUUCAGAUUGGGGAUUGUGGGAGUGGCACGGCAGCAGCCUCUCGCUCGCCCAAGCCCUUCUUAAAAACAGUGAUUCAUCCCGGAGACACAACAAGAGGAAGAGAGGCAGCGGUUUCAGUUCGGAUUUACGCUCACCAUCCCCUGCAAGACAGGACCACUGGAAGGGAUUGACGGUCAGUCUUUAUGUUAAGGGGAAAGACCGGCGGAGACCCCCCGUGGAAGAACAGGCCCGCCAGCGCGUCGAGUUGCACGUCGCAGUAAACCACUCGCGAACGCCAUGGAGGGAAAUGUGGACAUGCGCUCCGAGCUGGAGGAGAUGCAACGGUGUGCCGAUCAGGUCACAGAUGAGUCCCUGGAGAGCACCCGUCGUAUGCUGCAGUUGGUGGAAGAGAGCAAAGAUGCCGGGAUCAGGACUCUGGUCAUGCUGGAUGAGCAGGGAGAGCAAUUGGAGAGGAUUGACGAGGGCAUGGAUCAGAUCAAUAAGGACAUGAAAGAAGCUGAAAAAAAUCUCUCGGAUCUGGGCAAAUGCUGUGGUCUUUGUUCCUGCCCCUGCAAUAAGUUAAAGAGCUUCCAGGCCGGAGGAGCCUACAAGAAGGUGUGGGGGAACAACCAGGACGGUGUGGUGGCCAGCCAACCGGCUCGAGUGAUGGAUGACCGUGAGCAGAUGGCCAUGAGCGGAGGAUAUAUCCGGAGGGUCACAGAUGACGCUCGGGAAAACGAGAUGGAAGAAAACCUGGAUCAGGUGGGCAGCAUCAUCGGCAACCUGCGGCACAUGGCCCUCGACAUGGGGAACGAGAUCGGCUCGCAGAACGCCCAGAUCGACAGGAUCGUCACCAAGGGUGACAUGAACAAAGCCCGCAUCGAUGAAGCCAACAAGCACGCUAACAAGAUGCUGGAGAGCGGCUGAUGGGAAACAGGAGCCUCAGCUACCCUGGCAUAUCGCCAGAUUCAUCCAUCAUCCAUUACAGCAUCUACAAGGUGCAGGACGGGCAAGUCCCUCUGCUCCGAUGGGAAACUGCAAGGUUUAAUAUAUCGCUGUACAUUAUAAUUUAUUUUAUCAUUUGUCAGUGUAGCAAAAUGUUCCAGUUGUGGAAAGUGUAUUUUUUUAAGUGUGGAUUUGUAUUAUCGCCUGUUCAAAGAGUAAAUUGUGUAUUUAGUUUUAUAAUCUUUGUACCUUUUUCUGUUUGAGUCUUUCUACGUAAUCUUGUGAUAAAAGUGUGUGCGUGCGUGCGUGCGUAACCAAAUGGAAAGUGCGCUCUCUUGUUUGUGUGCAGUUGAAUCUUGAUAAACACAAGCCAGGUCCAGAGUCACCCCCCCCCCAUAAUCUAUGAACCAAAUACGUCACAAGCAAGAUCUGUCUUUGAUCAAAUCCUGAGCAAACGGUCUCAGUGACAGGUAACCUCCAUUGCAAUAUGCUGGAAGACAACCCAUAAAAUAAAAAAGCACAGAGCAUGGCAACGUUUUUACAGCACAGAGUGAGGCUGUUCACCCCAUCGGGUCCAUGCUAGCUCCUUGAUGCCUGAGUUCGAUGGCUGCCCACUACAGCAUAUUCCACUGCAGUAUAUUCUCCCCGUUAAACCUUACAUGGCAAUUGAGGAAGGCCGUUCUAAACACAAUUCCCUGUUUAACGCAAUGGAUUGGGAAUCGGGACAGUCUUUUGGCAUUCCCAAGUUUGGUUCGUGGUGUGUGCGUGUUUUUUCAGGAUUCAACCGCAGAGCUUAAAUGUCACAGAGACAGUUCCCUAAAUGUCUGCCUUUUGACCGGGUCGGGCUUCAGUGCCUAUUUGUGUUCUUCAGGGCAAAUCGGAGGGAGAGCACAAGACGUGUUUUUUUUGAAAUGCAGUUUGUAUCCUGUAAAACACAGAAAGGAAGACUUAAGACUUUCCGGCCAAAUUCUCGGCAAAGUUGGGAAUGAAAAAGGGGUGAUAGGAAAGACUGGGGCGGAUGUGCCGAGCUAUGAAACAGUAGACUGGCCCAUCCACCGCACACCACACCCUCUC
Amblyraja radiata (thorny skate) is the source of this 2028-nucleotide messenger RNA. Its product is annotated as synaptosomal-associated protein 25-like. The transcript has 8 exons. Lineage: Eukaryota; Metazoa; Chordata; Chondrichthyes; Rajiformes; Rajidae. Gene Ontology annotation, cellular component: plasma membrane; SNARE complex. Gene Ontology annotation, molecular function: voltage-gated potassium channel activity; syntaxin-1 binding; SNAP receptor activity. Gene Ontology annotation, biological process: exocytosis; synaptic vesicle fusion to presynaptic active zone membrane; synaptic vesicle priming. The record is from RefSeq and is a predicted model, not a curated record. The coding region runs from base 307 to 936 and encodes 209 amino acids.